This is a messenger RNA of Nasonia vitripennis (jewel wasp), 3589 nucleotides long. It is a transcript of the gene Ighmbp2, whose product is annotated as immunoglobulin mu binding protein 2. Lineage: Eukaryota; Metazoa; Arthropoda; Insecta; Hymenoptera; Pteromalidae. The transcript is spliced from 8 exons. The coding region runs from base 210 to 2936 and encodes 908 amino acids. The record is from RefSeq and is a predicted model, not a curated record. Gene Ontology annotation, molecular function: ATP hydrolysis activity; zinc ion binding; ATP binding.
AGUUCAUCCAUAACCUUUGCAUCGCACUGCUGUACAUACAUACUUGUAGCAGGUGCAGUAUUUCAAUGUCAUAUAAAUAUGCGAUAGUUCUAGUGUUUCAAAUGAGUAUUUUUAAUGUAUGGCAGAAUUAAUAUUAACAUAAAAGAACUGUUUUGAAGAUGGCCAAGCAUUAAAACUAAAAAUUAAAAGUAAAUGUAAAAAGUCACAGAAUGGAUGGAAAAAUCUCAAAGUUUGUGCGUAAGCACUUAGAAUUGCUUUUACUGGAACGAGAAGAAAAUCUUCAAAAUUUCUUUAAAGAUCUUUCUCCUGCAAGUCUUCAUCGUUUGGAGCGUACUGGCCAGGCUCUGACAAAACUGUCCAUAACUAAUUUAGCCAGCAAAGGCCCAGGACGUUUUCAGAUUGACUUAGAACGUGCAGAUGGAUUGCCUUUAGAACAUGGAUUGUGCAACGGAGAUUUAGUUAUUUGCAUCAGGUCCAAAGAAAAAGGACAAACUAUUAGAGCCAUUGUGAAUGAAAUAGGAGAAUCUACAUUAAGCAUUAGUACAAAUGACGAUUACGAAAAUAUUCGAGAAGAAGAAAUUUUUACUGUGGUUAAAACUGAUUCAGAUUUUACUUACAAAAGUCAAACUAGAGCUUUAAGCUUUUUGGAAAAAAAAGAACUGCAUUCAUCUAGUUGUCUAGAGAUUGUAAGAAUUCUGUUUGAUACAGAUAAAGAGAUUGUUCAAAAUCUUUUGACAUCUGAAGAUCCAAUUCCAAAGAAUACCUUGGAUGACCAAGGCAGUAUUAAUUUUUAUAACCCUAAUCUUGCUAAAGAUCAAAAAUCAGCUGUGGAAUUUGCCCUGAAAAGAAGGUAUUUUGCAAUCAUUCAAGGACCACCAGGAACUGGAAAGACAACAACAUUAAUAGAAAUAAUAGUACAGUUACAAAAAUUUGGAAAAAAAGUUUUGAUCUGUGCACCGACCAAUGUUGCAGUAGACAAUUUAGUCAUUCGACUUGGUCAAACAGAAGCAAAACCUUUAAGACUGGGUCAUCCAACAAGAAUUGCCAAGGAAGCUCUUAAAUAUUCAUUAGAUAGUUACUUAGAAAGGGAUGAUGGUUUCAUAAUUUUAAAAGAUAUAAAGAAGUCAAUUAAAGAUCUUGAAACAAAUAUUGGAAAUAGUGGAACUAAGUAUGCAUACAAAGAAGUUAGAGAGUUAAAAAAAGAAUAUAGAAAAAGGUUAAUCCGACUCACUUGCGAUACUUUGAAAAAAUGUUCGGUGAUAUUAUGUACAUUAAACUCAGCAUCAGCAAACGAUGGUCAACUUCAAUACAUUCCAAGGGAUCAUUUUGAUGUUCUUAUUGUAGAUGAAGCAUCACAAGCAAUGGAAGCAUCAACAUGGAUUGCCAUUCCAAAUGCUCCAAAGUUGAUUCUUGCAGGUGAUAUCAAUCAACUACCACCAGUUGUUAUGUGCCAAGAAGCAACAAAAGGUGGUUUAAACAUAAGUCUUAUGGAAAGAGCAAUUAAAAAAUUGAAUACUGAUUGUUAUGUCAGGUUAAUGAGACAAUACCGCAUGAAUGAAAAGAUAAUGACUUGGUCCAGUAAAAAGUUUUAUGAUGAUACUCUUGAAGCAGAUGAUUUAGUUAAAAAUCAUUUACUGAAACAUUUACCUUCUGUUAAGCAAGAAGAUGAUUUAACAAGUGAGGCUGUUGUAUAUAUUGAUACAUGUGGUUGUGAAUGUGAAGAAUUUAAUACUGGAGUUGAAAAUGCAUCAAAAGGAAAUUUAGGAGAAGCAGUCAUUGUAGACAAAGUAGUUACAAAUUUAGUUAAAGUUGGAUUAUAUCAUAAAGAUAUUGGCGUUAUCACUCCGUAUGCUUUGCAAGUCGAUUUUAUUCGUCGAUCAUUUGCAGCAAAAUCAUUGAAUGUAGAAGUUAGCACAGUUGACGGAUUUCAAGGGAGAGAAAAGGAAGUCAUUAUACUAUCUUUGGUGAGAAGUAAUGAAGAUAAAGAAUUAGGAUUCGUCACUGAUUUUAGAAGACUGAAUGUUGCUGUUACAAGAGCUAGAAGGUCUUUAAUAGUGAUAGCUGAUAGUGAAACUAUGGAAAAAGACGAUUUGAUCGUCAGCUUAUUAAAACACAUAGAAGAUAAUGGCUUGUUACAGACAGCAGAGGAAUACUUGUCUGAAACGAUAGAAAAAGAAAUAGAACGAAUCGAGAUAACGCCGCAAACUAAUUUUAAAUCUAAAAAGAAGCCUAAGACAAAAACGAAAUCUUCAAAACGUGAAAAAGGCGAUGAACCCGAGGUUCCGAUAUCUAAAGAUCAACUAAAACCAAAUCAAAUUAUACCAAGUAAAUCUGUAAUUAAACGUAAAUCUAAAGGAACUGCGUUAAGUGCUUGUGCUAAUUUAAAGCAGUAUAACGUGUAUGAAACCAUCGCAGGCACAUUGUCAGAUAAUGAAGAUAAAGAUGAAGUAACAAGUGAACAAAAGGAAGAAGAAAAUGUAGAUAAUAAAGAAACGCCAAAGAUGGAACAAAAUUUAGAACAUUCUGAUAUAGAUAUUUCUGCACAUUCACGUAAAAAAGAACAACUUAUGAGAAACAAAGAAGAGAGAGAAGACAAGUCAAAUGAAAAUGCUGCUAAAGAAAAUGACAAUUUUGAUAAAAUAGUUCAAGAAUUCAACAAAUCGAAUUCGCUGUGUUCAUUUGAUGGAUGUAAGAAAUCUACUAAACUUAUAAAACUUAUUUGUGAAUUUUGUAAAAAGUGGUAUUGUCUAGAGCAUGGUAAGAAUGGUUUGCAAGAAAUUCACGGUUGUGGAAACGCUAUACGUCGAAAAGAACAACAUGCAUUUAGGCAUAGAAAACCUGAAACAAGCACAAAGCGUGAAAAGGAUAGAUUCGCUCGUAAACUAAAGGAAUUAGAAGAGGCAAGGAAACCUAAGAAAAAAGUUACAAAAAAAUAAGAGGCUUAAAGAAUUGAAGAAAACAGUAACAUGUGGUUUCGGUUUUUUUGUUUUGCCGGUAUACGACAAUUUUUUUUGCUUUUUUUUUUAUUAAAAAUAUUUAUUUACAAAGUUCAAUGUCGAUUACGAUUCGAUACCAUAUCUCCCUAAAUUAUACGUAGUAAAUCCUUCCAAAACGAAUUUAUUUAAAAAUAAUAUGGCUAAUUUCCGUUUUUAAUGAAAAAAAUAUAUUUGGAAGAUGAUUUAUUAACAAAUUUAGCUAAUCUGGUAUGUUACCCGAAGUGUACGCGUGGUUGAAUGUGUUUUUUGUAAUAACAAAAAAUAAAAAAUAAACAUAACUCAGAUUUUGUUAUAAAAAAGCAUGUUCUGCAUUGGUUUACGAUAAACAGUGAACUUCCCGAAACCAGUGCAUGUCAUGCGAUUUACGUAAAUUCAUAUUAAUUAAAAAUGUAUCUGUCGUGAUUUUUUUUAUUGCUUUUUUGCCCUAAUCCAUAUCGAAUUCUUUGUUCAACCUCGCUAGAUCCCUGAAAAGGAAAAAGAAAUUAAAAAAUUUGUUUUAAGUAUAAUAAUAUUUUAUAGUACGACUAAUAAUGAUUUGUAAAUAAUGUUUAAAAUUGUAAAUAUCUUAACUACUAUAAAACGAGUUCAAAAUA